Messenger RNA from Diospyros lotus (date-plum), 1562 nucleotides. RefSeq names its product protein arginine N-methyltransferase PRMT10. Gene Ontology annotation, molecular function: protein-arginine N-methyltransferase activity. Lineage: Eukaryota; Viridiplantae; Streptophyta; Magnoliopsida; Ericales; Ebenaceae. The record is from RefSeq and is a predicted model, not a curated record. Gene Ontology annotation, biological process: peptidyl-arginine methylation. The transcript is spliced from 8 exons. Gene Ontology annotation, cellular component: nucleus. Bases 79 to 1221 code for a protein of 380 amino acids.
UAAAAUGGAGCCGUUUCUCGCACUCAUCAGUCUCCGAGCAGUCACGGUUUCUCUCUGUUCUACUUCUACCAACGCAGGAUGGGAAGCUCCGCCAACCGCGUCGCCGGCAACCGCGCCUCCUCAAGCAAUGGAGGCGCCGCCGCCAUCGACAAGGGCGUCGACUACGCUAACUAUUUCUGCACCUACGCUUUUCUCUACCACCAGAAAGAGAUGCUCUGCGACCGUGUUCGCAUGGACGCUUACUACAACGCCGUUUUUGAGAAUAAACAUCACUUCAACGGAAAGACUGUACUGGAUGUGGGAACUGGGAGUGGCAUUCUUGCAAUCUGGGCAGGACAAGCUGGUGCUAGAAAGGUGUAUGCAGUGGAAGCGACAAAGAUGUCAGAACAUGCACGCGAGCUUGUGAAGGCAAACAAACUUCAAGAUGUCGUUGAAGUGAUUGAGGGUUCAAUAGAAGAUAUUAUUCUACCAGAGAAAGUUGAUGUUAUUAUCUCUGAAUGGAUGGGAUAUUUCCUUCUGCGUGAAUCUAUGUUUGAUUCUGUUAUUUGCGCGCGUGACCGCUGGCUAAAGCCAACUGGGGUUAUGUACCCAAGCCAUGCUCGCAUGUGGUUGGCACCUAUGAGGUCAGGAUUGGGAGAUCAAAAAAUGAGCGACUUUGAAGGAGAUAUGGAUGACUGGUUUUGUUUUCUGGAUGAGACUAAGGCUUAUUAUGGUGUGGAUAUGAGUGUUCUAACGAAGCCUUUCUCUGAAGAGCAGGACAAAUACUAUCUACAGACAGCAUUGUGGAACAACCUCCAUCCUAAUCAAGUUAUAGGAACUGCUUCCAUUAUAAAGGAGAUUGAUUGUUUAACAGCUACAGUGAAUGACAUCCUUAAUGUUAGAGCUAGCGUUUUAUCAUCAAUCUCUGCAAAGGAAACAAAGCUCUGUGGUUUUGCCGGGUGGUUUGAUGUCCAUUUCCGGGGAAGUAAGGAGAAUCCAGCAGAACAGGAAAUUGAAUUGACCACUGCUCCCAGUGAAGAUUACGGCACACAUUGGGGCCAGCAGGUGUUUCUUUUGCAUCCUCCUGUAUGCCUCAGUGAAGGUGAUGAUCUGAAUGUUAAUUUUUCAAUGGAGCGAUCCAGAGAAAAUCAUCGGUUGAUGGAGGUUGAGCUUAGUUGUGAGAUUAAAAAGUCUUCUGGCACGCUGCUUCCCCCAUUCAGAAAAAAGUUUUACAUUGAAUGAUAAAGAAAUAGAUGCCACUAGCAUUAUACUAGGCUUUGCUUUUUGGCGAAAGCGUGCUGACUGCAAUGCACCUCAGUUUUCAUAACUGAGCGCGUCUGCCUCAAAUUUUGAGCCGUUUUGCAUCUUGGUUGUUUUCUUCUUCCUAAACAUGAAGCAAGAUACUGUUCUUGUUAAGAAUUCUGAUUUCAAGGUGUUGUGAUAGUAGAUAGGCUGCUUGUCUUCCUUGUAGUUCCUUUCUCAUAAGCAAUGACAAAGGCCAUGACUAUAAGUUUAAUGUGUAAACACAAUAUAUUAUCAAUUGCAGCAAUUGUCUGCCCAAAUGAACCUUUUUUUACAAGAGA